Messenger RNA from Periconia digitata, 1530 nucleotides. The record is from the annotation of a GenBank genome assembly. Lineage: Eukaryota; Fungi; Ascomycota; Dothideomycetes; Pleosporales; Periconiaceae.
CACAUCAAUCCCGCAACAUUGACAGGGACGACAAUCGCAAUCCUACCGAAAAAAAAAUCAAAUCAAAACAUACUUAUCCAGAUGGAGCAAUUCUACCUCAAGAAUGUCGCGAGAUACCACACCCUCGUUGAACGCAUAGACCCAACGCCAAAGCCGAGAAUACCAGCAGGAACAGCCAGUCCAAAUAUGGUUGUCAGCGCAAGGAUCAGGCCUCUUUCCCAAGAUGAGGACUUCCCAUCCGCCAUCUAUCCUCGGUCUGUUCAGCAAAAUGUUGUUGACAUACACGACCUUUAUAACCACCCGAAAGGCAAUCCCAUACUCAAGUCUUUUGACUAUCAAGUAGAUCAACUUUUCAAUCCGGAGUCGACUACAGACGAGAUCUACGAGAGACUUGUGGCUGAUCUAGUUCCCUUUGCUUGGAACGGUGGAAUCGGUACUCUAUUUGCAUAUGGACAGACUGGGUCAGGCAAAACGUUCACAGUCAGCCGACUGGAGCAACUCGUCGCUGAAACGCUAAUGAAUGGGACUCUGGAAGGCGACAGAGAGAUACACAUGACAAUCAUCGAUCUGGCCGGAAACGCAGCUUUCGAUCUUCUCUCAAAACGCCAGCCAGUCUCCCUCCUCGAAGAUUCCUUUGGAUUCACGCAGAUGGUCGGAGCAAAAGAGUACCAAGUACGCAACAAGGAAGAAAUGAAGAUUCUAGUUGAGCAAGCAACGUCCUUCAGACGAACAGCCUCAACCUUCAAAAACGACGCUUCAUCAAGAUCUCACGCCAUCUGUCGCAUCCGCAUCAAAGAUCCGGCCACCGGAACAGAUGGGUUACUCUACUUGAUCGACCUCGCUGGAUCAGAAGGCGCUCGCGACGUCGCAUCGCACGGCGCAGAUCGCAUGCGCGAGACGCGCGAAAUCAACAACAGUCUCUCUGUCCUCAAAGAUUGCAUUCGCGGAAAGGCAGAAGCGGAUGCUCUGCAGUCCUCCGCUAGACGGAAGCCGGGCGCUAAAAUGCCACAUAUCCCGUUCCGACGCAGCGCUUUGACGAAGGUUUUGAAGCAUGUGUUCGAUCCGGUCGGUGCUCAGAAGUGCAAGACGGUUGUUAUAGCUUGCGUGAAUCCAAGUCUAGCGGAUGUGGGGCCGAGUAAGAAUACAUUGCGCUUCGCGGAGUUGCUACGUGUUUUGAUCCCGGUCAGUGGGAAGAUGGUUUCUGAUCCAAUGGUCCCGGUUACUUGGACGAACGCAGAAUUGAGGGAAUGGAUUAUGCAGAAUUUUGACACCCCUCCUAUACUACCUCACAUUGUAGCUUCCCGCGAAUCAGGUGCUCAAUUCUUCAAUCUAACGGGUACAGAGAUUGAGUAUAGAUGCCAAAAGUGCCCUGGUGUGAGAAUCGAGCACGCAAAAGCCUUCCGUUCAAAAAUAUGGGGGAUGCAAGCUGAAGCACAGAACAUGGGUUGGCCAAAUCCCAAGGGAGUGUUGUCCCAAACUGAUGAUAGAGUGGGCGAGAACAGCGAUGCAGUUGAGAACUUCGUUAGAUAA